GAUUUGGAGGAUGCCACUUGCUCCUAUGAGUCCGACGAGGACCAGAUACGCGAGGCCAUUGCCGGCUUUGAGGAGGACGUGAUCACGGCAAUCACGGUCCUCAAGUCGGCCGGCGCCUACAACACCUCCAUCCGGCGAGCACACACAAAGGGCCAAGAUAUCGCAGGAGCCGGGAAUUCGCACGUAGACAUGCGACUCAGCGCGGCGAUGAUUCCCUGGACUGUCUGCCUGAUUGAGGAGCUCUCUGCGGCGCACAUUUGGGAGGACUGCUCCUUGCCGUCGGAGUUGCUGACCUUCGCCCUGGCCGCCAUCAUCUUUCUCGCAAUGAUUGCAACCAUGGUGGCCUCCAGAUAUUGGAUCUUUCACGGGCCGGACAAAGUAAACUUCCUCAUCCAGGUCUGCAUCUAUGCUGGCAUCUUUGCGGUCUCAGCGCCCUUCGCGAUCGCGGGGUUGCAAGGUUGGGCGCAAGUUCAGCACUUGCCCAUUUUUUACCGUUUCGCGCACACGCCGGCCUCUACGGCCUGCCCUUCCCGCGCUACAUGGUUUGGCUGCGUGCUUCUUCGGCCGUGCAUCGCAGUGAUCGCUGCCAUCCUGUCCUGGGUUUGCCCAGUUUGGCAUCAUCGGAAAGACGCGGAGGUAGAGGCCAACGAGCUGGAACGUGACGCUGAGGAUGUAGACAGCGUCCUUAGCCCAGAUUCUCUCUAG
Molecule: messenger RNA, 705 nt
Organism: Symbiodinium pilosum
Lineage: Eukaryota; Dinophyceae; Suessiales; Symbiodiniaceae
Source: the annotation of a GenBank genome assembly